CGGAGCGGAAGCCCAAGCCAGGCUCUUGCUGCUCCUGCUUCUGGGGCUCUUGGGCUGGAGGAUCCCCCCAGGAUCCCUCCUUGGAGCAUGAUGGAGGAGGAAGAGGAGGAGGAGGAGGAGGAAGAAGAAGAAGCAGAGGCUGCUGCUGCUGCGGAGUUCGAGAGGCACUGGAGGCAGGAGUUCCCCGGGGAAGGCGUCCCAGCCUUGCGCUUGGCUCCAGGGGCCCUGGAAGAGGAGCUGGGCCGCUGCAAGGAGAGGCUGCGGGAGCUGCAAGGAGCCCUGGCCCGGGAGAAGGCCAAGGAGGGCUUCCUGGAGGCUGCCCUGGAGAAGAAGAAGAGGAGCAGCAGCAGCAGCAGCAGGGGGAGAAGGAGUACUCCCAGGGAGGCUCCCCUUCCUCCUCCUCCUCCUCCUCCUCCUCGGAGGGAGACCCCCAAAACAGCCAAAGAAGGGAGCAGCAGCUGCAACAGCUCCGACCCAGAGGAUGCCUCCUCCUCUUUGGACUUCAACUACGGGACGGAGGAUUAUGACGCCGAGGGGAACGAGGAGCCCAAAGUGCCGCCCGGCGGUUCGGAGACCAUGCCAUACAUCGACGAGUCGCCCACCAUGUCCCCCCAGCUCAGCGCCCGAGGCCAGGAAGGCGGAAACGGCAAGGACGGGCCAGAGAGUGUCUCACCUACGGCUACCGACGGGAUGGGCACCGGGAGCGAACACGAUGCCGGGAAAGGCGUGGAUAUGCGGAGAGUGGUCCUCAAGGAUUUCUUGGCCAACGAAGAGAUGUACAUAAACCAGCUGGAAGCACUGUUGCUGCCGAUGAAGCCCCUGAAGGCGACGGCAACCACCUCCCAGCCUGUCCUCACCCUCCAGCAGAUCGAGACCAUCUUCUACAAAAUCCAGGACAUCUACGAGAUCCACAAGGAGUUCUACGACAGCCUCUGGCCCCAAGUCCAGGACUGGGAUAGCAGCGUUGUCCUGGGCCACCUUUUCCAAAAGCUGGCCAGCCAGUUGGGGGUGUACAAGGCCUUUGUGGACAACUACAAAAUUGCGUUGGAGACGGCCGAGAAGUGCAGCCAGAGCAACAACCAGUUCCAGAAAAUCUCAGAGGAGUUGAAAGUGAAGGGGCCAAAGGAUUCGAAAGAAAGCCACACCUCGGUCACCAUGGAAGCGUUGCUGUACAAACCUAUAAACCGUGUGACCCGCAGCACUCUUGUGUUACAUGAUUUGUUGAAGCACACGCCCUCCGACCACCCCGACUACCCGCUGCUCCAGGAUGCCCUCCGCAUCUCCCAAAACUUCCUCUCCAGCAUCAACGAAGACAUCGACCCACGCAGGACGGCCGUCACCACGCCCAAAGGAGAGACCCGGCAGCUGGUCAAAGAUGGCUUCCUGGUGGAACUGGCGGAAGGAUCCCGGAAGCUACGCCACGUUUUCCUCUUCACUGAUGUCCUUCUUUGCGCCAAGCUGAAGAAGACUGGAGUGGGGAAACACCAGCAGUAUGACUGCAAGUGGUACAUGCCUCUGGCGGAGCUGGUCUUCCCCUCGUUGGAAGAGUCGGACUCUUGCCCACAUGUCCAUGCCAUGCCUGACCACGAUCUGGAGGACAUGAAGAUGAAGAUCUCCUCGAUGAAGAGCGAGGUGCAGAAAGAGAAGGCCAACAAAGGACAGAGUCGAGCCAUGGAGCGGCUCAAGAAGAAGAUGUUUGACAAUGAGUUCUGGCUGCUGCUCAACUCGCCCUCCAUCCCCUUCCGGAUCCAUAACCGCAAUGGAAAGAGCUACUUGUUCCUUCUGUCGUCUGACUAUGAGCGGGCGGAGUGGAGGGAAGCCAUCCAGAAACUCCAAAAGAAGGAUCUCCAAACCUUUGUGCUAAGCUCCGUCGAGCUUCAGGUGCUGACGGGUUCCUGCUUUAAGUUACGCACGGUGCAUAAUAUCCCAGUCACCAGCAAUAAGGACGACGACGAUUCUCCGGGGAUGUAUGGCUUUUUGCACGUCAUCGUCCAUUCGGCCAAGGGCUUCAAACAAUCUGCCAACCUUUAUUGCACCCUGGAAGUGGACUCCUUCGGGUACUUUGUCAGCAAAGCCAAGACCCGGGUGUUCAGAGACACAACCGAGCCUCAGUGGAAUGAGGAAUUUGAGAUUGAACUGGAGGGCUCCCAGACGCUGCGGAUCCUCUGCUACGAGAAAUGCUACGACAAGAGCAAAAUGAACAAGGACAACAACGAAAUUGUGGACAAGAUUGUUGGCAAGGGACAAGUCCAGCUCGACCCUCAGACCGUCCAGACCAAGAACUGGCACAUGGAUGUGAUCGAGAUGAAUGGGAUCAAAGUGGAGUUUUCCAUGAAGUUCACAAGCCGGGACAUGAGCCUUAAGAGGACCCCGUCGAAAAAGCAAACGGGGGUCUUUGGCGUCAAGAUCAGCGUGGUCACGAAGCGCGAACGCUCCAAGGUGCCAUACAUCGUUCGCCAGUGCGUCGAAGAGGUGGAAAAGCGAGGCAUCGACGAAGUGGGCAUCUACCGGAUCUCUGGCGUGGCCACCGAUAUCCAGGCCCUGAAAGUUGCCUUUGACUCGAACAGCAAAGACAUCCUGAUGAUGCUGAGCGACAUGGACAUCAACGCCAUUGCAGGGACGCUGAAGCUGUACUUCCGCGAACUCCCCGAGCCCCUCCUUACGGACCGGCUUUAUCCUGCUUUCAUGGAGGGCAUUGCCGUCUCCGACCCUUCGGCCAAGGAGAACUGUAUGUUGCAUCUUUUACGAUCCCUGCCGGACCCCAACCUCAUCACAUUCCUCUUUCUGUUAGAACACUUGAAGCGGGUCGCCGAGAAGGAGCCCGUCAACAAAAUGUCUCUCCACAACCUGGCCACCGUCUUUGGUCCGACGCUGCUGAGGCCUUCCGAAGGGGAGACCAAAGGGCACCUCAGCCUGGCCUCCGAUAUCUGGUCCCAUGACGUCAUGGCGCAGGUCCAAGUGCUCCUGUACUACUUGCAGCACCCGCCCAUCUCCUUUGCCGAGCUCAAGCGCAACACGCUCUACUUCUCCACGGACGUGUAACCGCCCUCGGCCCUCCGACUCUGCAGCUGAACGGCGGUCCGCGUUUUAGAAGCAGAGGGACGCGCUGCGGCGACUCAGACCUCGGACGCUGCUCCCCACCAAGGAGGACAUUGCGCCGCCCUGGGACUCACGCUGCCUGUGCCUCUCGGACGAUUUUGUACAACCUCCCCACCUUCCCCGUAACAGCCUUCGACCCUUCGUUCUCCCCUCCUGCACCGUAGUCAGAGUCUCUCAUAUUUAUCAUGUUCAGGAAUGGUUGGACAGCGGGAAAGGGAGCAAGCGACGAAUGGGAACGUGUGGCUUUGAAGGACCAUCCAUCUUUUUCAAAAGCAUUGCCAUCUUCUGGGUUCAACAGAACUGUAUUGCAGCCAAAUCCAACCCGGCUUGGCCUUCCAGCCCGCAACAACACCUGUUUUCUUUGCCCCCCACCCUUUCGUGGCCUGCAUGCGUGGCACUCGCUUGGAUCGUCCUCCUUCGGUGGUUGGGAAGAAACCAAGGGCUCCCUUUUCCUCUCUUCUUUCUAGCCCAGAGUCCCUGCUCCAGCUGUCCGCUCCGGAAGAGCUCCGAAUGGCAGAAAGUGGCUUUUUGAAAAGGAAAAAAAAAAAUUGCCGGUCUACUCCAGGUUCCUUUCUCUGGAGCUUUAUUCUGCGAUCCCUGUCUGUUGGCUUUGUCGCUGUGCGUAACUGUGGGGUGGCAAAAAACUGUCCUUGGACCCCCCCGGACUUCAUACUGUAAAGAGGUUGUAAAGGUACCCUUGGUGGCAGCAAAUGUUGAAGUGGUCCUGACUUUUGUCUGCUAGGUGUAGAUGUGUCUGGAUGCAGUGCAAGUGUGUGUAUGUGUGUGAGAGACAGAAAGUUGUGUCUUUUUCCCCCUUGCAGUUUAUUUAUGGUUAACUUCUCUUGGAACCAGUUUGGUCUAAAUCCUUGUAAGAGAGGACAGGCCUUAUGUCGGCAACUGAAAGUUCCCCAAAGGACGCUUAGAAGGGUGAGUGGACUCCCGGAGAGGGAAGGUCCGGUUGGCUUAUUGGCACUGCCCUGGCACCACUGCUUUGCCUGGCAUCCUCCUCACAAGCCAGAGAGGCAGCGGGUAUUUUUUCUCAGCCCCCUCUCCUCAACCCAGGGUCCCUUCUUUUUUGGGGGGCUGGGUGGAAACAGGCAGCCCCUCUUGUGUCUCAACCAGGGUUCAAUGCUUACAGGGUUCAACUAGGAAGGCUCAGGGAGAAGGCAAAAGGGCCAUUUCGGCUCCAAGGGGGUUCCAUUUUCCCCUCUGCGACAGGCUGGGGACGGGACUCUUCCUAAACACUGUGGGAAUACGGACUCCGUCUUUUGCGGACGGAUCAGAAGCCAAUCUGGCGCCUUCACCAACCUGCCUCCUGGCCUGCUCAGAAUUGGCUCAAAGGAUGGAUCUGCACAGAAGCGGAUCCAUUUUUUGGGCACACCCAGUGUCUUUUUGUAUUAUUUAAAGAGAAAUUGGUUGGCAGAGUCCAAGCUCUGUACCCCAGCAGGACUGCAACGGCUAGUCGUUCUCAGAUUUAGGGUGGGGGGGCCUUCUUUUCCUGCAAACGGUACUGCCUGCUUAAUCCAUGUUCUUGCACUCCUUCGCACCCAAACAGGGAGUUUAAGGGGCUUUGGUCUUACAGUCCCAACCAGAAAACAGGGAGGUGAUUCAGGGACCAGAACUACUUUACUUGCCGGACGCUGGAUUUACGAGCCAGACAGAGUUGUCCACGUUUGUCACCCUCCCGCACAGUCGCUCUUUGUGCGUCUGCCUCUGUCUGUGCGUAUCUGUCGCAGCUGGAGUCGCUGCCACAGAGAAUGGUGUGUGUUCUGAGCGUCUGAAGCCCGACGCCAACAAACAACUUGCACUUGCCUUUGUAAUCUUAUUUUUCUGACAGCAGGGCAGGGGAGGUUGGGACUCCUGGGUAAAGUAGGAACCAUCGAUUGAUAUUUGACUUGUUUAAGGAUAUAUAUUAUAUAAAUACAUACAUAUAUAUAUAUAUAUUUUUGGUUGUGUUCCGUUUCAGGUUUCCUCCCCCUCCGCCCUGUAGGUGACAGACUUUAAAUGGAUGUAAAUCACGUGAGCCAAUCUUUAAGACAAAAAAGAGAGAGAGAGAAAAUGUUAAUAAAAUGCAAAAGCCCAAACGUUUGCACAGA
Messenger RNA from Sceloporus undulatus (fence lizard), 5195 nucleotides. It is a transcript of the gene ABR, whose product is annotated as ABR activator of RhoGEF and GTPase. The record is from RefSeq and is a predicted model, not a curated record. Gene Ontology annotation, biological process: protein phosphorylation; intracellular signal transduction; positive regulation of GTPase activity. Gene Ontology annotation, cellular component: membrane. Gene Ontology annotation, molecular function: guanyl-nucleotide exchange factor activity; GTPase activator activity; protein serine/threonine kinase activity. The coding region runs from base 88 to 3042 and encodes 984 amino acids. The transcript has 23 exons. NCBI's taxonomy places the organism in Eukaryota, Metazoa, Chordata, Lepidosauria, Squamata, Phrynosomatidae.